AUGCAAAACUUUUCAGUUGACAGUAUAUCAAAUGACAAAAUUAUUUAUUUUGAUUGUAUUCCUGUUCAUACAGUUGCUGAAAAAAGAAUAUCAAUACAAAAUGUGUCCGACGGCUACCUAACGUAUCGAGUAUCAUUGUUAUAUGUUAUGAACAGUAUUGAACAAGUGUUUAAAUUAUCAAUCACAUCAACCUCUAUAAAAUCACUUGAUUGGGUGGAGGUGAAAAUUUUAUUUCGACCUAAUAUCCCAGGUCAAUCAUAUACAGAGUACUACAUGGUUGAUGAUACAGCUGGUAAUACUUAUAGACUUACCGUUACUGGAAAGUGCUUUGGACCCGAAGUAACUUUGAAUAAGAAAAAACUCGUAUUCAGAAUUUACAAAAAUAUCAGCGAGCAAAGAAAGGAAGUUAUAAAUAUUAUAAAUAAAUCGGAGGUAGAUGCUACGUACCAGUGGCUUCUUCCAACUGGUGGUCAAGGAUUUUUUGAAGUUUCUACAGGUAAUUGUGGUGUUAUUCGAGCAUUCGAAAAUAUUACAACUUCAGUGAUAUUCUCGGGAACAGCACUCGGAAUUUAUACUGCGGAAAUUGUAUGCUUAAUCCUGAAUCAGGAACCAUUAUAUCUUAACGUAAUAGCGUCUGUCGUACUGGCUGGAAACCCAAUGUACAACAUACAGGAUCAUGUAAUCCAUAAAAACUGGACACGCAAAAGUCGAUCCACUCAUCUAAUGGAGAACAGUUUAACCUGUUUAUGUGACAUACCGUCAGCGUCAGUGUUUGAAAGGUAUUUGGAUUUCGGUAAGGGAAGUGUUUCUGAUGUCACGAUGAACAUAUCACAGAUUUUGUGCGUUACCAAUCACGAGAUGGACGAUGGAUGUAUACACUGGCUUCCAGAUCCCGAUAACGUAUUUAUAGUUGAUCCUAUUACAUGUGUUAUUCCUCCUAAUGAGUCCAGAUUAUUUACCAUCAGAUUCAGGCCGAAGAUCGAUAAUGAACUUUACGGCUACUUACUCUGUGGAGAUUAUCAAUGGAAAAAAUACUAUACGGAUAGUGCUAUCUCUGUACCUAAAAUUAAACACACUUGGUUUAGGAUUCCCUGUAUCGGUAAUACUUGGCCACCUUGCACUGAAUGGAGUACGGAAUGGGAUUGUCCUACUGAGGUUGUUUUACCACCAACGGUACCGGCCAGGACAGCGUUUACGAACUUUAUGUUAUCAAAUAAACUGGGAAUUCCAAUGCAAUUUAAAUUGCAUGCACCGUGUAAUACGAAUUUCGUCGCAAUGCCUAUGUGUGGUAUAGUACCGGGGCGAGGUUGGCAAAUAAUAACAGUAGCACUGGAGCCGAAAACUUUCGGAGAAUAUGUCGAAAAUUGGGACCUUAUUGUAAAUAAAGAACAAAAAGCUCGUGUUUGCUUCUGUGGUAACGCGGAGAACAGCCAAGUGGAGAUGAUGUCACACGGCUAUAAUCCGGGAACCCACGCAAUGUACGAGUUUCAAUCGACCAUUACUGGAUGCACUAACUACUGCACAGCUUACAUGCACAAUCUCACAAGGAUGGAAACACAUUUGAGAGUUCUGAGCAACGUCACCUGGCUUGGCGCAGAUAAUAGCGGAACUAUUGUAUUACCGCCUAAAGAAAUUGUUCGAUUUCAUUGGUGGUUCUUCCCUAAAGAAGCUGAUAAAGUCUACGAGACCACGGUCACUUGUUCUUGUAUCUGUUUGAUCGACGGGAAACCUGUGGGAGAACCUACAGAUGUAUUUAUAAACCUGAUUGGAUUUUCGGAACUGCCUGAUUUGAGGAUAUUACCAAAAACAAUGAAUAUUCAUGAUACAGUAGUUGGUGAAAGUGUAACAUUUCCAAUCACACUAUACAACUAUGGAUCUUGUUUUUUCACAUCGAAACUGUAUCACCUUAUCGACGGCAUGGGGGAUGACUUUAGUGGGGACAAACUUGACAUUGAUUCAUCUGUUAACAGUUUAAAACCCUCAAACCACUGCGAAGUGAAUAUGACGGUGACAGCAGAUGGGGCUGGCUCGAGACAGAUAGACAUCAAAUACACAGUACUCUUUCGCACCGAAUUCGAUGAGGUGGAAGAGAUACAGCCAAUCAAAAAGACUAUUUGCAUCAUCUGGUAUGAUGGGAUAUACCCAACGAUCAAGGUUAAACGCACGAUAUCAGUUCGAUGCCCUGUUAUUUUAAGCAAUCAUUGCGUCUGGAAUAUGAUAAACAUUGAACAGUUAAAUAAAGCUUUGGAAAACUGCCGACCAAACAAACCCUUGAAUGUCAACCUCUAUGCACCGGAUCUUUGUGUUCGAUACACAGACGUUGAAUUGAUACUAGUGUUGGGCUGUAUUUAUAAUGUGCCAGUACCAUUCAAUUUUCGGAGAGAGAAGAUCUGUGAUUGCGAAAUGGUCGAGGUCAAAGUCGGUAUAUCCACAUACGAGUUGCGUCAUACCUGUGUCCACAGACCGCUGGUAGAGAUGAUUCCAAUGAACGGAAUCGUGACACCUAAAAGUCCAGUUUUAUUGCACUUAAAGCUAAAGUACACAUGUGAGGGCCGCAAUACACUUUGCUAUGUUAUGACGAUGCCCAAUCAUAGGACGCUAAACGUCUUCAUUCACAUUCGUAGUCAUGUGAACUCGAAGGGUGUCCUCACUCCUUUACGGAGAGUAGUAGAUGAGGAGAAGUAUUUGACAGUGAUGGACUGUGGAAGGGUACCUAUAAACAACCUUGACCCUGUGAUACGGAUCCUCUGGCUCUACAAUCCUACCGAUGUAUUUACGACAUGGCGUCUUCUUCGCGGCAACUCAAUAAAACCAGAAACAGUCAUACGGUGCCUGCAAUACUUUGCGGAAGUACCGCCGAAUGACAAAUUGGCUAUACCAUUCGCUUUUAUGCCCAUGGAAAUGAUUGAUUACGAGAUGGUGUUCUUUUGUUCGUUUGGAUACGAGGUAGUCAGUUUCCUCGUGAAAGGACAAGGUGGACUUCCGAAUUGCAUUGAAUCAAGGCUCGAUAUGCCGUUGUAUGUCGAAAGGAUCAUCAGGUCUGCAUAUCGACAAAAUAUUGUUUAUUUAUCUAAGGAACAUAUGACCUUACCAAUUAUGCUAACGCAUUCACUUUCUAGAGACAUAUUAGCCAUUACGAAUGACACUGAACAUGUUGUAAGAUUUAUUUGGCUACCCGAAAGAAUCCCGAACAUUGUCAACAUAGUGAUGACUCCGUGGUGGGGAGUAAUCCAGCCUAAUUCUACGGAGUGGAUUACUAUGACAGUUUACACUUUACAAGAACCUGCCACAUUUACGACGACUGUAGCAUGUGAAGUUUUUGAUUUGACCGAGAGGAAGCGUUAUCAAAAAAACGAGAUUUUGCGACGAAACAAAACUGAAAAAUGCAACCAGGAAUUUGUUAUAACAGAGGAGGGCAUGUUUCAUCCGGAUAUAAACGACUGUCCACCGUACGUUUUGGAUGUAAAGAAGCCACAGCCAUCGUACCUUGCCAUGACGGUGUCAAUAUCAUCGAAAGGACAACGCGAUGGUUAUCCCAGAAUGCUAUUGAAGCAAAUGUGGGAGAAGACACCAACGUAUGACCUUUUAUCGUCGGAUUUGAAUUUAUACGACAAUCCAGAAGGCACAGCCGCAAAUAACCUAACCUCUAUCGAUAUAUCAAAAAUUAUAGACGCCUUGUUAUGGGACGCCUUGCAUAGCAAGAUGUUUAGAACUCAUCUAGAGUAUUAUGCCAAGGAAGACAUUCCUACGCACGCUCAGUUAGUCAAGGUUAUCGAAAGUGACACGAAAUCUAAGUUAAGCAGACGAGUAACGUCGGGAAUUUGUGACGCCAUUGUCAACAAAGCUAUAUUCCACGUGUACAACCUCAGUUCCAAACGCGAAGUAACCAUCUUGGAAGCGGAAUAGCAAUUUCAACUAUAAUUUAAUAUAUUUUAUGGUAUUAAAACUAUUGUUAAC
Molecule: messenger RNA, 3957 nt
Organism: Pararge aegeria (speckled wood butterfly)
Lineage: Eukaryota; Metazoa; Arthropoda; Insecta; Lepidoptera; Nymphalidae
Product: cilia- and flagella-associated protein 65-like
Exons: 26
Coding region: 1-3906 (1301 amino acids)
Source: RefSeq, a predicted model, not a curated record